AUGCCAGGCGUGAUCAUGAUGUUUGCUCUCUUUUCGCUCUUCACCAUCGAGAUGUGGCUCAAGGCCAAGACUGGAGGUCAUUCUCAUGGAGGUCCUAUGGGAAGCGGAGGAGGAACUGUUUCUCUGGCCACUCAGGGAGCAAGACCCGGGGUGGUGACACCGCAAAGUCUCCCUCCCUAUGGGCAUCCGAGAGGCACCUCCAGCUACGACUUUGAGAAGCCUCAUGCCUAUACCCAUGAGUUGCAAUUACUGACAAGAAACAGUACAUACGAGGUCAACUCAGGUCCACGUGAAGAGAUGGAACAAUACAAUAACCUCUCUGACAUGCCGGCGUGGUUUCAAGUGUUUUAUGCUCAAUAUGUCCGCCAACGGGAAGAAAUGAAGUCAGCAAUCGUGUCGCUCACUCCUCCCAUCCAAAGUGAGACUUCCUCUUUCGAUGACAGCUCUUCGGUCCAUCUUUCCGAUACCGAAGCGUCAGUGGAUGCCAUGACAUUGAAGCGGAUGAACCUUAACAUCACCCUAUUGGAAGGCGGUAUUCUCUUCCACUCCAUUUUCGUUGGCAUGACGAUUUCAAUUACCACGGAUGGCUUUUUGAUCUUGCUCAUUGCUAUUCUGUUCCAUCAAUUCUUCGAAGGUCUUGGUCUUGGUUCUCGUAUCGCCGAGGUUCCAUAUCCAAAGAAGGCUAUUCGUCCUUGGGUCUUGGUAGUGGCAUUUGGAACAACAUGCCCAAUAGGUCAAGCCAUUGGUUUGUUGACACGCAACUCGUACGACCCGUCCAGCGCUUUUGCGUUGAUUCUAGUUGGAGCAUUCAAUGCAUUUUCUUCCGGUCUCCUCGUCUAUGCAGCCUUGGUAGAUCUUUUGGCCGAAGAUUUCCUAUCUGAAGAAGCGCAGCACAUCAUGACAAAGAAGAACAAGAUUGUCGCUUUCACUUAUGUUCUUCUUGGAGCUGCUGGGAUGUCUAUUGUCGGCGCAUUCGCAUAA
This is a messenger RNA of Exophiala aquamarina CBS 119918, 981 nucleotides long. RefSeq lists its product as uncharacterized. Gene Ontology annotation, cellular component: plasma membrane. The transcript has 4 exons. Gene Ontology annotation, molecular function: zinc ion transmembrane transporter activity. Bases 1 to 981 code for a protein of 326 amino acids. Gene Ontology annotation, biological process: zinc ion transmembrane transport. Lineage: Eukaryota; Fungi; Ascomycota; Eurotiomycetes; Chaetothyriales; Herpotrichiellaceae. The record is from RefSeq and is a predicted model, not a curated record.